Molecule: messenger RNA, 1371 nt
Organism: Capsella rubella
Lineage: Eukaryota; Viridiplantae; Streptophyta; Magnoliopsida; Brassicales; Brassicaceae
Product: UDP-galactose/UDP-glucose transporter 5
Exons: 11
Coding region: 13-1050 (345 amino acids)
Biological process (GO): transmembrane transport
Cellular component (GO): endoplasmic reticulum membrane; Golgi membrane
Molecular function (GO): 3'-phosphoadenosine 5'-phosphosulfate transmembrane transporter activity
Source: RefSeq, a predicted model, not a curated record
AUCAAUGGAGCAAUGGCAGAACCUGAUUCUGUAAACGAAGCCAAGGAGAAGAAGCUAUGGAAAGCUGUUUUCGCUAUCUCUGGGAUUAUGAUCACUCUCGUCAUCUAUGGUCUUCUUCAGGAAAAGAUCAUGAGAGUGCCUUAUGGAUUGAAAAAAGAGUACUUUAAGCACUCUUUGUUUCUUGUUUUCUGUAAUCGUCUCACUACAUCAGCUGUUUCUGCUGGUGUUUUACUGGCGAGCAAGAAAGUUUUGGAUCCUGUAGCUCCGGUUUAUAAAUAUUGUCUCAUAUCAGUAACUAACAUCUUAACCACUACAUGUCAGUAUGAGGCUCUCAAGUAUGUGAGUUUCCCAGUUCAAACUUUGGCUAAAUGUGCCAAGAUGAUACCUGUGAUGGUUUGGGGAACCCUCAUUAUGCAGAAAAGGUAUAGGGGAUUUGACUAUUUCGUGGCUUUCCUCGUGACCCUUGGGUGCUUUGUGUUUAUUCUGUUUCCGGCAGGAGAUGAAAUUAGUCCGUACAACAAGGGAAGAGAAAACACUGUCUGGGGUGUAUCCCUUAUGGUUGGUUAUCUUGGGUUUGAUGGCUUUACAAGCACAUUCCAAGACAAACUCUUUAAAGGUUAUAAUAUGGAAAUACAUAACCAGAUAUUCUACACAACAAUUUGUUCCUCUAUUCUCAGUUUCACUGGACUUAUACUGCAAGGGCAUUUACUCCCAGCAGUGGACUUUGUUUCCCGCCAUAGAGAUUGUCUAUUUGACAUCGCUUUACUUUCCACCGUGGCAACAGCCAGCCAAUUUUUCAUUUCUUACACUAUUAGGACAUUUGGUGCUCUAACGUUUGCUGCCAUAAUGACUACUAGACAGCUUGUGAGCAUCAUGCUCUCCUGCAUUUGGUUCUCACACCCGCUUAGCUGGGAGCAGUGCAUUGGAUCUGUAAUUGUUUUCGGGUCUCUAUAUGCUAAAAAUUUAGUGAAGAAGAGAUCAGAAAAGCCGCAGGCAACUCAAGAACCUCCACGGGACGAAGAGGCUCAACCUCUGAAGGGAAACCCUUAAAAGCACAGUGAGAGUUUUUUUCCUUCACUGUUGCUUGAAAAGUUAUCAACCAAAUUUAAAUGAUCCCUCUGAAGCUGAGGCAUCUACUAACAAAACUAAGUGGUUGAUCAAUUGUUUUUUUUUUUUUUUUUUGUCAAGAAGAAGUCAUAGAUCACCAUAUGAAUAGAGACUAAUGUAUGCAAAUGUAGUUUCUUGUUUCCAUUGUCUACUUUUUUUCCUGCAAACAAGAACCUAACUGUUUAUUGUAGAGUGGUUACUUGUGUAAAAUUUGUAAUGGGAUUUUGGUACUAUAUACGAAAACUAGAUGUCUCACUCUCAAAA